Peniophora sp. CBMAI 1063 is the source of this 486-nucleotide messenger RNA. Lineage: Eukaryota; Fungi; Basidiomycota; Agaricomycetes; Russulales; Peniophoraceae. The record is from the annotation of a GenBank genome assembly.
AUGUCUUCCCUUCUCCGUCUCGCAGCGCGGCGCGCGCCCCGGGCCCUCCCCACUGGCCGUCGUGGCUACGCGGAGGUCUCCGACAAGAUCAAGCUCUCCCUAGUCCUCCCGCACCAGUCUAUCUUCACGUCGCAGGAGGUUGUGCAGGUUAACAUUGCUGCUGCGUCCGGUGACAUGGGUAUCCUCGCAAACCACGUCCCGUCCAUCGAGCCUCUCCGUGCCGGCAUUGUGGAGGUCAUCGAGCCCGGAAACGCCGCAAAGAAGUGGUUCGUUUCUGGCGGUUUCGCCAUGGUCCACCCGAACAACUCGUUGACCAUCAACGCCGUCGAGGCCGCUCCCCUCGAGAACUUCUCGUCCGAGGCCGUACGUGCGAACCUCGCCGAGGCGAACAAGGUUCUUGCGGGUAACGGUUCGGAUGAGGUCAAGGCGGAGGCACGCAUUGAGGCGGAUGUGUACGAGGCUAUCCAGGCCGCGCUGGCAAAAUAA